CCGAAGAGGAGCAGGACGUAUGACGCUCACUGUCCGCCAAUAUGAAGGCACCCGAGGCAGACUGUGCCUUUGAUUUUAAAGAUUAAGCCUUGUGAUUUCUACAAGUGCUAAAUCAGCCAACUGGACUUUAGUAGAUGCGACACCGACAUAAAAUCUUGGUCCUGCAGAAUGUCCAAGAUCAGGCGGAAGGUAACAGUGGAGAAUUCAAAAACCAUAUCUGACAGCAGCAGCAGCACCACAACCAGCAGCACCACCAACCCCGCCGCCCCCUCUCGCAGGCCCAGUGUGUUCGAAAGGCUCGGCCCCAGCACUGGGAGUAAUGCUGCUGAUAGUCACUGUAGAAAUUGGCUGAAGACUGGUAAUUGCAGUUACGGCAACACUUGUCGAUACACACAUGGAACUCAGCCACGAGGCAAAGGAUUUAGCUUUAGCCGGUCAACCGAGAGGCCCACAGGUGAUCUGCGGGAGAGGAUGAAGAAUAAAAGACAGGAUGUUGACACGGAAAACAUAAAGCGAGAUUUAGACGAGCCCACAUCCCCCACAGUGAGACAGAGAGACUCCUCCAGAGGCCGACACAGGGAGAAGGAGGAUAUAAAAAUCACGAAAGAGCGCACCCCAGCCAGUGAAGAAGAGCCCACAGAGUGGGAAACUAAUCGUGAAGAUUCUGAUAUCGGUGACUACGACUACGAGUUAUCCCUUGAGAUGAAGCGCCAGAAGAUUCAACGUGAGCUGAUGAAACUGGAGCAGGAGAACUUGGAAAAGAGAGAAGAGAUUGUCAUCAAGAAAGAUGAGACUCCCACAAAAAGCAGAGCCACAGCCUUGCCCAAGGCCUCCCCCGAGCCACUGAGCUCCAAAGAAUCACACUCUUCCAGAAAGUCUAGUGGCUCCCCAAAACACAAAAGUGGAACCAAAGUGCCCGGCUCUGGGAAGAAGGAGAAGAAGGCAUCCGUGUCCUCGCCUGUUUCAGAAACUGCCAGCAGGUCCUCAAAAGGAAGCCACAGUAAGAAAAAAGGGCCCCGUACCCCCAGUCCCCCUCCUCCAGUCCCUCUGGAUAUACCUGUGGUUGGGAAGAAACACAAAGGGAAACACAAGAACAAGGAGAAAUCUGAGGAGAAGCAGAAGGAGGGGAAAGAUCGGGGAAGAGAUACAGAGAAACAUAAAGAGAAGAAGGAAAAACGCAGGGAUCGAUCAGACAGUUCCCACAAGGCCAAGCGGUCGGUCACAUCAGAGGAGCGUUCUGGUAGCGUGUCGUCUCCAUCCAGGGGUGCGUCGCCCACCGUGAGGAAGAAAUCCAUCUCUCCUAAAGUUUCAUCCCAUAAGGCUGCUGUACUUCCCUCCCCUCCCCACAGGUCUCCUUCACCUCCACGCCACCAGCGAACGCCCACUCCUCCCCGCCACCACUCCCCUUCCUCCCACUCGGGCUCUUCCGCCCAGCGACACUCCCCGUCUCCGCGGCGCCGUCGCUCUUCUUCUCCCUCCUACCACCGGAGCAGCACGGCGCAGGCCUCCUCGCCUCCGAGCUCCCGGCGGUCUCGGUCGCCUCCCGCCUCCCACGACGCUUCGUCUCCUCAUCGGCGGUCCGACAGAUCGAGUCCCGGCCGGCGCCAUUCCAGGGGCCGUGAGAGGAGUCGUGGGGAGAGGGAGAGGAGCCCGCCCACCCAGGAGCGCAGACAUGAGCGCAGAGACGAUAGCCGCAGCAAACGAGACAAAGACAGCGUCCGUGACGACCGGGACUACGACUCGGAGCAGGUCUCGUCCCGUGACGACAGGGACGCCAGAGACGCUCGCGACCGACGGGACGCUCGUGAUCGAGGACGGGAAGCGACGCGAGAGUCUCGGGACAGCAGGGACGUGAAGGACUCGAGAGACAGCAGGACGGACACCCGAACUAGUCGAGAGUCGCUCGAGCGUCGGGACCGCGAGAGAGACCGAGAGCGGGACCGAGAGAAGGAGAGAGAGCGGGAGAAGGAGCGAGAGAGGGAGAGGACUGACACCCAUAGGAAGGAGGAACUGGUCCAGGACGACAGGAGUUACGGGAGAGGUCAUGGACGGGACGAAGGAGGGAGAAGUGAAGGGAGGACGGACAGCAGGACAGACAGAGCCGACAGGAACGAACGAGGAAGAGGUCGCGCUAAUGAAACAUCUGAUAAAGGCUCCAACAGAAACUCCCGUAGUUCCCAACUGGAAAGCAGCCACGACAACUGGGAGUCACGGAGCAGUGCGGUACGUGAACGGAGCUCGGAGAGGAGCACGGAUCGCAGCGUCACCGAAAGAAGCUCCGAGAGGGGUUCGGACCGAGACCGCUAUGAGAGCGACAGAAGAGGAGAGCAGGCUCGAGACUCCUCCUACGACAGGAGAGGAGGACACGGAGAGCGGGAUCGCAGAGACAACAGGGAGAGAGACCAAAGGGCAGCUUCUCCAAGCAGACACCAGGGGAGGUUGGAGGAGUCUGAGAGGGAGGAGAGAAGGGAGGAACGCCGGACAGACAGAGCAGAGGACAGACGGGAGGACAGGACCCGUGAGCGAGAGCGAGAGAGAGACAGGGAGAGGGAGAAGGAAAAGGAUAGGGAGAGAGAGAGGGAGAAGGAGCGGGAGAAGGAAAGGGAGAGGGAGGCAGAGAGGGAGCGAGCCAGGGAGAGGGAGAGAGAGAGGGAGAGAGAACGGGAGAGAGAGAGGGAGAGGGAGCGCGAAGAGAGGGAGAGAGAGAGGGAGAGGAAGGAGAGGGAACGGGAGAGGGAGAGAGAGAGGGAGCAGCGGGAGAGGGAGAGGGAGAGGCAGCGGGAGUGGGAGGAGAGAGAGAGGGGGAGGGAGGAGAGGCGGGAGAGGAGGGAGGACGCCAGGGACGACCGGUCUGUCCGAGACACCCGGGACGAUCGCAAGCUGAGUCGUAAGAGACCCAGAGUGGAGAGCAGUCCGAGCCCUCGAUCCUCGCCUAAGCGAACCGCACGGGACCUCAGCCCAGCAGACAGUGACGGCUACAAUAGUGGCGAAGACAAAAGUGAGCGCCCGAUUGGCCGAGGGCAGGCCAAGCUCCACCCACAGCCCCUCCUCCCCAGCCCAGUGUGUCUGCCUCCAUCUGACAAUGGAGACAAGCAUCGGCUGCUGAGUCAGGUGGUGCGUCCCCAGGACCCGUUGUUAAGGUCGCCAUCCAGAGGUGCUGCAUCCGAUGACAAGGCUGCUCACUGGAAGGACGAGGAGCGAAGGGGAGCCGGGGACAAAAGGGAGGCACGCAGUCGCCACGAGGAGCUGGAGGCUCGUGGAGAACGUACCAGAGGAGGCGACAGACGUGGAGAUCACCUCUCAGGCAUGCCGUCUGACUCCCGCAGCCGAGGCAGAGACCAGCGAGAAUCUACGCCGCCGCCUCCGUCUCCCUCCGCCCUCGCAACCAGCAUCGAGGACAGAGACACUGGUGGGUCCCAGUUCCACGAGGAGGGCAAAAAGAAGACAAAGUCACAGAGGAAGGGCUUAAAGAAGGGCCGAAAAGAUGAGGAGAGUGGCGGCGGGAGUAGCCUGGCAGCUGCAGGGGACCGUUUCAACCCCGAGCCUCCGUCUAGUGCUUCUGGAGAUGUGGCUCCACCUUUACACUCUCCCAGGAAAGGAGCCAAGAAGAAGGCCCUGGACCGAAAGAGGAAACAGUCACGAGGAGGAGAAUCUGAUGCUUCUGAGGAGGAAACUUCAGCCCAUCAGCCACACAGUAAGAGGAAGAAGGGUCCUCGAACACCUCCGCCCUCCAUGAGGCCCGAUCAUCGCAGUACUGGAGGCAACGCAGAACCUUCCCCUCUGUUGAAAAUGGACAAUUUCAGUGACUGGUCAGAUGAGGAAGUGACAGACCGAGGAGGACCCCUGGAAGCUCAGGCUCACCUGGGUCCUGCUGAGAGGACUUCAGCUGAACCUCUUAGGAGAGGUGGUGGCCCCAGGGUGGGCAGGGACAGGGAGAGGUGUAACCCCCCACCCAUCGCCCCUUUACUCUCCCAGGAUCCUCCGAUGCUGCUGCAGACUAUGACUCCACAGCCUCUCAUGUCGCAGCCUCUGCUCCGCAAACCUCCACCAGAGCAGACACGCAGCAGCAGCAUGGGCAGCAACCAGAGCCGCACAUCGUCCCGACGCCUGCGCUCACCUUCCAACGAGUCCGCUCACCGAGAAGACCCCCAGGGUCCACGGUCGCGUCGAGGGAGACUGCAGGGCACCAACUCUCGAGACAGAGAAAGAGAGCGCGAGAGGGAAAGAGAGAGAGAGCGUGAACGCGAGAGGCCGGCGGUGAAUGACCCUCCAGGGGCUGAGAGGAAAUCUCGAAUCGACCAGCUGAGGAGAGGAGAGCCGAGCCGCAGCACCUCAUCAGAUCGGCAGGAUUCCCGCAGCCACAGCUCCCGACGCAGCUCUCCUGAUUCUGAGAGGCAGGCCAGGUCUAGGUCUCGUGCCGGCUCCUACGACAGUCGGGAACGGGAGAGAGACAGGGAGCCGUUUGAGCGGGAGAGGGAACGAGACCGAAAGGACCUCCGACCUCAGCAGCAGCAGCAACAUCAGCAGCCGCUGCUCCUCCAGCAGCCGUUGCAACAGCAGAGAGACUGGGAGCCUGAACCCAGAGACUGGCCGAGCAGAGGGAGGGAGCCCCUGCUGAUGCGUCCCGGUCGGGAGCCUCUCCUGAGGGAGCGGGACAUCAGAGACCGGGAACGCCUGCUUCCCGAAGGACUCAUCCAGCAGCACGAACGGGAACGUGAGCGAGAGAGGGAGCGGGAGAGAGACGGCCGAGGUGAGAGAGGGGGAGAUCGAGAGAGGAUGAUGAUGAUGGAUCUCCCGCUUCACGGAGACCCCAGGGCUCCAGGACGAGGGGACAUGAGGGGUGAAAUGAGAGGAGACCUGCGAGGAGACAUGAUGAGGCCGGACAGGAGCGACUAUGAGCCUCUGCUGCCAAGAGAAGCCUUCAGUCCUCCGGAGCCUGAAAAAGCCAGCAACAGUCACCAUCUGAUGGGAGAGCAGCGGGAGCUGGAGAAAACCGACAGCAUCGAUGAUGAUGAUGGGAAAGAAGAUGAUGGCCAGUCAGUGGCGUCUGUGGGAGAGGAGUAUGAACCAAUCAGUGAUGAUGAGCUCGAUGAAAUUCUGGCUGAUAGUCAGAAGAAAGAGGAUCAGCAAGACGAUGAGAAAAUUACAGGUCCUCUGGAUGUGAUCGAUGUGGACUGGUCCAGCCUGAUGCCCAAACAGAAGCAGGAGCCGCGGGCAGCAGGGGCAGCUCUGCUCCGGUUCACCCCAGGGGCUGUGCUUCUUAGGGCGGGAAUCUCCAAGCGACUUGCUGGCCCCGAACUCCUGGAGCAAGUCAGAGAGGUGUGCAAGUCAGAGCUGGACGAUCCCAAAGAUGCUGACAAGCUCUUUGAGUAUGAUCUGGGGGCCCUGAAUAUGGCGGCCCUGAACAGGCGGGUGGAGAGGGCCGGUUUACUGACCAACCUGGGACCCUGCUGCAAGGCCCUGUGCGCUCGCAGGGACUUCGCCAUCCGCCGGCAGCUGUUAAAAAACGAGAAGGGCCUGACCAAGCAGUACCCCACUACCCCCGUGGUGGACAGCGAGCUGCUGCAGAUGAGCAUGCGUCUCUUCAGGAGGACCAUGGCCGGCCAGGCUUCAGCCCCAGAAAGGUCGGAUAGUGUGUCGACACCGGCAGCAGAAGUUGCUGAAGCUGGUGGUAGUAAUAAGCUCAGCACGAGUCAGCCAGAGGUGUGUGUGUCCUGAGAGUAAAACACAUGAAAGUGAAUGCUUCUCAGCCUUUAACGUCUUUAACGCCCCUGGCUAUGUUUCUGUUUCAUUUCAUUACAUCGCAUAGCCGCUUUAGUCACGAGAGGAAAUAAAGAAAAAGCGCAAAUUUGUGAAUCAGUUCUGCUUUCCAUGUUUUGAAUAAUCUGCUGUAAAGUGCUGCUCCAUAGACUACCGGACAUUCCAGCCUAUGGAGGCGUGUGAGGAACAUAAAACACACCUGAACAACUUCAUGUUUUCUGUGCUUUACAGUGUGUUAGAGCAGAUUUUGUCACUUUCUCCUUCCUAACUGCUUCAUUUUCUUUGUUGUGCAUUGGUUUCUGCAGCUGUGCAUUAAAAUGGUUAGAUGUUGAUUUUUGGGGGGGUCUUUUGCUUUAUAUAAAAUGACUGUUCAACCUUCAGUUUCUCCAUGUUGUUACUGCUAUUUUUGUUUACACCAUAUUACACGAUAUCUGCAGAGCAAACCUCUAGAAUUGGCUGCAGAACCACAUCACUGAAACAUCCUGCAGGGACUUGAAUGAACAUUCCUCACCCAUAAGCACUGCCAAACUAUUCCCCUCAUUGAAUGUAACUUGUUACAGUCUGUGGGAACGUUAUUUUGUUUUGAUUGAUGUAUUUGUUUUGAAUGGUUUGGCAAUGUCUCCUCUGACAUGAACUGAAGUGAAUUCCAGAUCGCCAACACUGUCAUGUGGAGUUCCUCUCCUCACCAGCCCCCCCACAUCAACCAAAAAAGGAGCUCCAGUAGGAAAAGACAGUAGAGAAGAAUGACUGAAAGAUAAUUAAUCUGAGCUCCUUUCUGUAUCCAGCAGUUGACCAGUAAGUGUUGCACCUCUAGGAUGUGGUCGUAUCGACACUCUUACAGCAUUGUGUGAGUCCUGGGACACAAUUUCAAUGGACAAACCAGCAGCACUGUUUAAAGAACAGAUUGAAAAAUGCCCUGGAUUCAACAUGACGACCCCCCAUCCACCAUGCGACUGAGACAUGAAAUCUAAGUAACAUUACAGAAUGGGGAGGUUGAGCUCUGAUACAGCCCUCUAUCUUUUAGUCUGACCACACCAUGGUGUUCGAAAACACUUUUCCUACUUCUAUUUUUUUGUUUUGUCUUUGGUUCGAGGUAAAUUUUAAGAUGUGCCAGUAAUGAUUUUAUGCUGUAUUUUUUACUGUAAAAUAAAUGUGCAGUGACGUUUUUUUAAA
This is a messenger RNA of Amphiprion ocellaris (clown anemonefish), 6933 nucleotides long. It is a transcript of the gene zc3h13, whose product is annotated as zinc finger CCCH-type containing 13. The transcript is spliced from 20 exons. Bases 169 to 5718 code for a protein of 1849 amino acids. The record is from RefSeq and is a predicted model, not a curated record. Gene Ontology annotation, molecular function: metal ion binding. NCBI's taxonomy places the organism in Eukaryota, Metazoa, Chordata, Actinopteri, Pomacentridae.